AUGGGAGAGGACGCAGCUGAACCCCCAACAGUUGAGAAACUGAUCGAGGUCCAGAUUGGAGAUGGGAAGCACAAAAAAACGUUCGUAGGGGCAGAUCUUCCUGCACAUGAACGUGAUGGUUUGAUUACAUUGCUAAGGGCAAACGUCGACGUUUUCGCAUGGAGUUUUGCUGAGAUGCCUGGGACAGAUCCGAAUGUAGCCUGCCACAGGCUAAAUAUCGAUGAGAAGUUCCAUCCAGUUCGUCAGAAAAUUAGGAAUAUGGCGCAAAGAAAAAAAGAUGGAGUUACUGCAGAAGUCGAAAAGCUGUUGGAAGCAGGCUUUAUUCGACAGUGCAGUAUCCCCGCUGUUUGUCUAAUGCCGUACCCGUUCCAAAGAAGAAUGGAAGAUCAAGAGCAUACUGCGUUUGUGACCGAUAGAGGAGUUUACUGCUAUACUGUAAUGCCAAUUGGGCUAAAGAACGCAGGGGAGACCUACCAGCAUUUGGUAGACCAUAUGUUCAAGGAUCUGAUUGGGAAGACAAUGGAAGUAUAUAUCAACGAUAUGGUAGUGAAAUCUGAGCAAAAGGAGUCGCAUUUUCUUGAUCUGCAGAAGACGUUUAAUAUCUUGAGACAAUAUCGUAUGAAGCUCAAUCCAGCAAAAUGUUCAUAUGGGCUAUCCUCGGGAAAGUUCCUUGGAUACUUGAUGACGCAUAGAGGAAUCAAGGCGAAUCCAGAGCAAAUCAGAGCCAUCAGAGAGAUGUCAUCCCCAAGAACGAAGAAGGAGGUCCAGAAGCUAGCGGGACGAUUAGUAGCUUUAAAUUGUUUCAUCUCACGCUCGUCGGAUCGAUUCAAACCAUUCUUUGAUGUUUUAAAGAAAGCAGUGAAUUUUGGUUGGACGGAUGAGUGUGGAAAAGAUUUCGAUGAGAUCAAACAAUAUUUGUCAACUCCCCCAGUUUUGCCUGUUUACUUCGUCAGUAAAUCUUUGACGGGGGCGGAAACACGGUACAAGAAAAUUGAGAAGAUAGCACUUGCACUGUUGCAUGCAUCUCGUCGCCUCAAACCUUAUUUCCAAGGGAGGAAGAUCAUAGUCUACUCAGAAUACCCGCUGAAGAGAAUCCUGGAACGUGUUGAUGAUUCCACCCGACUAGCCAUAUGGUCAAAUUUUCUGGGGGCGUAUGAAAUCAAGUACGAAAACAUAAAUGCAGAGAAGGGACACGCCCUGGCUGCACUUCUAGCAUAUUUUGAUGUGGAUGACAUAGAAACGGUUGGCGGAGGAGAAGAGGAGUUGUUCAAAGUCAUAGAGUCAGCCACUGAUCAGACUGGGGGUUCGAGGAUCGAGAAAGCGACCAGAUUGGGUUUUCAAGCAUCAAACAAUGAAGCUGGAUAUGAGGCAGCAAUUAUCGGUUUAAAGGCUGUCAAACAGUUAGAUGCGAAGAACGUGAAGCUGUUCUUUAUUGGGCAACGACCACAGCUGGAAAAUAGGCACGCAGAUGCUUUAGCAUACCUAUACUCCGCAGUCGAUACUGAUACCACCCGUUUCGUUGUGGUGGAUUUUCAAGAGUUACCUAGCAUCUCCGACAGCCAAUUGUUCUGGCUCUCGAACACGCUAGUGGGGGGAGGGGGAGGGGGGAGGGAAACUAUAUCAGCACAGGGAGAUACCGAGAACAUUGACAACAAUAUGGAUGUUGACAGUCCAGUGAUAGAUGAUUCAAGCAAUCCCGCUGAAAACACUUCAGACUUGCGUCAACCUUAUGUUCGAUUUGGAAUCCUUAACGAGAUAGUAUCAGACAAUGGGAAGCAGUUCGAUUCUGGGGUGAUCAAAGACUUUUGCAAGAACCUGAAUAUCCGCCACAAUUUCUCAUCUCCUUACUAUGCUCAGAGCAACAGGCAGGCUAAAGCGACCAAUCGCGUUAUUAUGGACAAUCUCAAGAAAAGGCUGGAGAAGGCAAAAGGAAAAUGGAUAAAAGAGUUCCCAGGAGUCUUAUGGUCGUAUCGAACAACCCCAAAAAGAUCCACCGGAUUUUCCCCAUUCACACUGGCUUAUGGGGCAGAGGUAGUCAUACCCACUGAGGUACAUCUCAAGAUUACCAAAACUCGUGCUGUCAAAUCCGGGAAAAACGACAGCAUAUUGGCUUAG
Molecule: messenger RNA, 2115 nt
Organism: Papaver somniferum (opium poppy)
Lineage: Eukaryota; Viridiplantae; Streptophyta; Magnoliopsida; Ranunculales; Papaveraceae
Exons: 6
Coding region: 1-2115 (704 amino acids)
Biological process (GO): DNA integration
Molecular function (GO): nucleic acid binding
Source: RefSeq, a predicted model, not a curated record